AGCGCUCAGCCGCCUUUCCUCCGCUUUUGGCUUUGCUCCAGACAUCGCCUGCGAUGCUUCCCGCUCAGCGCAACAAGAUCGACAUCAGCAAGCUGAAUCCGCAAGAGCAACAGCUCUUCGCCAAGUAUGGAAAACUCCCAACGCACAAGAACGUGCUCAUGAAGAUGCAGAAGGAUCGUAAAUACUUUGACUCUGGCGAUUAUGCACUUUCAAAAGCUGGAGUUGCACCGCAGAACACUGUUGGCACAGCAAUUCCCAAUCCCGAGAACAUUCCCCACGCCUCAAGCUGUGGAAAUGGUCACAAUAAUGGCCAUCAGAGCUUGUCUAUCUCACCCACUAAUUCGAUGAGCCCAGUGAACAAGGAAAGCGGACUUGCACACGACGACAACACUAAUGUCCCUGACGAUGAACCUACGCGGGACGACUCCACCACCGACACAACAACGACCACUCAUGCUUCCCCCACAGUAGCGCUCGAAAACUCAGUGGAGCGCACUGAAAUUGACACCGACGCCACCGAAUGAUCAUCUGGACAUCCUGGUUCAACAAGCACACAAUCCGUCGCCUACUUCUAUUGCACGUGCAUCACAUCACACAUCUUAUGGUACGAGUUGUCUUGCCUUGAAGAGUCAAGGACUAUCAUCUUGGGCGGUCAGAGCGCAAAUUGUCGGAUCUACAUCUUCAUCGUGCAAUGUGCAUGCCUACGCCCGAUAUUAUUCCUAUACUUUGAUAUCUUUUGGAAUUUGCAGGUUGUAUUACCACCGAUCGAGGAACUGGAGUCUUAGUAUACGCUGUGGUUAGGCUAGUACCUGCUAGUACUUACUC
Molecule: messenger RNA, 825 nt
Organism: Laccaria bicolor S238N-H82
Lineage: Eukaryota; Fungi; Basidiomycota; Agaricomycetes; Agaricales; Hydnangiaceae
Exons: 4
Coding region: 54-524 (156 amino acids)
Cellular component (GO): cytoplasm
Molecular function (GO): protein phosphatase inhibitor activity
Source: RefSeq, a predicted model, not a curated record